UAUGUAUAUGUUUUCGUUUUGACAAUUCUCAGCGCAUUAAAUGUCAAAAAUAUUAAAGGGCACUUAAAAGAGGAAAAUUGAAAAGAUUUUUGUAUUUGUAUCUUAAAUAUUACAGGCCAGAGAUAAAGAGAUGUUCAACUCUCAUUUUAUUGGAAGUGAGAGCAUAUUGACAAACGUCAAAACCUACCAAUCUUUGACAUUUGACUGGAAUCAGUAGGUUUUGACGUUUCGCAAUUGGGAAACUGGAACAGCCAGAUUGAAAUGUUGCUAAAAAAAUUUGAAAACAGAGAUAUUUUCAAUUUUUUCCAUCCAUUUGUAACUGCCACAAAUAAGAAGAAUAAGAAUAGAAAUAGAAAGAACAGCACGCAGCUUUAGUACAUGUAAGUAUAUUUCAAUAUUUGUAAAAUAAAUAGGUAUUUAUUUAAUAAUUUUUAUCUAGAUUUUUCAGACAAAAUGCCGAAAGCAAAAGAAAGCUGGAAAAAGUGUGUUGUUGGCUGCGGCGAGGGAGGAAUGGUGUUUAAAUUUCCCAGCGUGGGAGCGGACCUCGAACGGCGUAAAUGUUGGCUCAAGCGUUUAGGUGUUUUUGAAGAAGUUGGCGAAAAAACGCCUAAACACAUUUUCGCGUGUGAACGUCAUUUUUCCGAAAAAAUGCGUCACGAACGAAAAUUGCGUCCGAGGGCCGUUCCCGACGUAAAUUUAGUAGAGCCUACAUUUAAUGCCUCUAAUUCUCUAUUAGAAAAACCCAUAGAGUUGGGUACGGAAGAUUUCGCUCCUAUUGAAGAAGCUGUCUCAAAUGCAACCGGUGCAUCGAAGCAGCUUCUUCCACUUUUUGAAACGGGAAAUUGCGAUAUAGUUCUAGAGCCUCUUCCAUUCCUUGAGGAGGAACAUUUAAAUAGUUUUGAAAAGGCCGCGCAAACAGGUCGGGGUCUGACAGCAGGGACAGAUAGAAAGAAGAAAUUGAGGGAAGAGAAUAGGAUUUUACAAAUAAAAUUAGAUGAAAAAGAACAGGAGAAUAGGAGUUUAAAGGCUCAGUUGGUCCAAAUGGCCACUGAAUUAGAAAGAUGUAGGGAAAUAAUAAGAAAUAGUUCAUUUAGGGAACAGUCAGACCCUCUUGAGUUAGUUUGUAGCAAUGUUCCUCCUCAGUUAGGAGCUUGUAUUAGGAGUAGUUUUUUUAAUAGUAAACGUAAAAAUCACGGUCAGCGGUAUGAUAAUUUUUUUAAAACCAUAGCUUUGGAUGUAUUUUUCUUGUCGCCAGUUGCUUAUCGAUACCUAAAGCACCAGCUUAGUUUUCCUUCAGAAAACACUUUGCAUAAUUUUGUUACAGAUUGGCCUCGUUUCCCAGGUUGCACCCAAAGCAGCAUAAAAUCGUUAGAAAUUAGGUGUAGGGGAUUUUCUUGUGAACAAAAGUUCGUAUCCGUUUCUUGUGAUGAAAUGUCACUGAAAUGUCAUUUGCAGUAUGAUAGGAAAUUUGAUAGGGUGAUAGGUCUCGAAGAUUAUGGCGAUGAAAAUCGUACAUCUAGAUUAGCCACAACUGCAAUGACUAUAAUGGUGCAAGGUAUAGGUGGCGAACCUUGGUCCCACCCAUUAGCGUAUUUCUUUGACUAG
Molecule: messenger RNA, 1605 nt
Organism: Zeugodacus cucurbitae (melon fly)
Lineage: Eukaryota; Metazoa; Arthropoda; Insecta; Diptera; Tephritidae
Exons: 3
Coding region: 454-1605 (383 amino acids)
Source: RefSeq, a predicted model, not a curated record